AUGAGAGGGCUCCCAACACAGGUUAUCGCAUCGGCCAAGGCGGGUAGCAUCGACGCACUCGAAAGACUCUACCCCCUAUUCUCAGAACAGACAUAUACCCUCUCGCUGCUCGAGGCUGUCCUGGCCAAUCUUGAUCGAGGUCGACUACCGGAUGACACGUCAAAACCAUUACCCCCUAAUUCAGAGGUUGGAGAACGCUCCCUAGUAGCAUCGGCCUGCUUUCUGGCCUGUCUUGGCUGCUGCCAUCGAAGCCGGGCACACAAGUUGAACACAGUGGCAAAGAUCCAUUCGCAACUAGACGCCAUUUUGACUUGGCUUCGUCUUGCUUUAUCAUAUGCCUUGGAAUGCGCCGCACCUUUGCGCAUGGAAUCCAUCGUCUUUUGCAUCGCACGCACCCUGGUCGGACUCCUUGGGCUCGACGAUUCAUUGCGCGAACAAGUCUUGGAAUCUCGCAGAACAGGCGUCAUAGUCUUCACCCUAUGGUGCUCCCGUGAUAAUCGGGGCAAACCAUUCUGCGACUUCCAAUCCACAGGUCCAGGUCGCUGCCCCAUCAUCCAACUCGUAGACAAAAGCAUCACCCUAGCAGACACUGAACUAUCUCGGUGUUUCUGGACCUUGGUAUUCUCAUCGCCGAAGAGUCGCCGCGCAUUCUGCGACGGAUUACUUCGCAGAUGGGUAGGGUUACCGCUGUCCAUGCCAAGCCAGAAUACCGGUGUCGUAUUGCGGUAUACUGCCCACCUCACCAACCUCGCUCUCCUCCUUCCCACCAUCCCCGCUAUCUACCGACCCCUCCGUAAAACAAAGCUACUAUCUCAGUGGGGCAAAUCCCUCCUCCUACUCCGACCCAACCUCAGUCCUGCGCAGUUUGUCGAUUUAUGUUCCGAUCUCUUUUCGUUCUCCAAUCACACCUAUGGAAAUCCCUUGACUGGACUCACCGAGCUCAUCGAGACAGGGGUUUUCGUGGCUCUUCUACAAGCCGUUUCGGAACUUCCUCCAGGGUCGAGGUCCCCUUCAGCAAUAAAGACGCUCGGCCAGUGCGGCGGACUUGCAAUGUACCCCUCCACCACAACUGCGUUUAGGUCAGCCUUGCAGCGGUUAACUCCUCAGACCAAGAGUCGCCUUUCCGAGAUGGAAGGCGUCGCAGAUGCGUGGCGCAUGCUGAAUUCAUCGGUGGACAUAUGUUUACCGGUGUUUAAAAACAAGGGAGGCCUGGGCCCCUAUGACUUCUGCGACAGCGACCAAAACAAGAUUGGCAGAGAGGGAUCUUCUGCAUUCAAACUGUGCUCAGGCUGCCAGACCGUGCUUUAUUGCAGCCAGCAGUGUCAGAAAGAAGACUGGGAAUCGCGACACCGUUACGAAUGCAUGGUCAUGCGACAUUCUUAUCGAGUCAACGAGGCGCGCGGCGUGAAAUAUUCUCCUCUCGCGCGAGGCUAUCAUACCCGAAUGGUCACGCUGAUACUUCCCACUUUGUCGAGCCUGGGUCCAUUCGAACGAUUUGCCCAGCACACACCCCGCGACCUCCCUCCAAUGACCAAACCAGUGGUUUACUGGGACAUGAGAGAUGGUUUCCACCGGGGUCCUACCUUGAUCAGCGUUGAGGACCUUGUCACUUCGCGACGAACUGAUGGGGUUCCAAGCUGUCCCAAGAUGGAGGAAAGGCUUUCCGAUUUGCUCAAUGCGUACGCCAUCGACAGCUGCCCGCGGUCCAAGGUCUUAAUGAUUCGAUUUCGGUGGAGCAUGAAGUGUCAAAUCCUAUUUAUUCUGCAUUUGCAACCCUUUAAACCUCGAUCGGAUGGCGAUACCGACGAUGGGUACGAUUUCCUCCAUGUUUCACGCAGCGCGACCAUUAUAGAACACGCCCCGGAAAGUGGGUGGAUCUGCGUGUAA
Molecule: messenger RNA, 1887 nt
Organism: Coprinopsis cinerea okayama7#130
Lineage: Eukaryota; Fungi; Basidiomycota; Agaricomycetes; Agaricales; Psathyrellaceae
Exons: 5
Coding region: 1-1887 (628 amino acids)
Source: RefSeq, a predicted model, not a curated record